AUGGGUAAGGAGGACAAGACUCACAUCAACAUCGUCGUUAUCGGCCACGUCGAUUCCGGCAAGUCCACCACCACUGGUCACCUGAUCUACAAGUGCGGUGGUAUCGACCAGCGUACCAUCGAGAAGUUCGAGAAGGAAGCCGCCGAGCUCGGUAAGGGUUCCUUCAAGUACGCUUGGGUUCUUGACAAGCUCAAGUCCGAGCGUGAGCGUGGUAUCACCAUCGACAUUGCCCUCUGGAAGUUCCAGACUGGCAAGUAUGAGGUCACCGUCAUUGACGCCCCCGGUCACCGUGACUUCAUCAAGAACAUGAUCACUGGUACCUCCCAGGCUGACUGCGCUAUCCUCAUCAUUGCCUCCGGUACUGGUGAGUUCGAGGCUGGUAUCUCCAAGGAUGGCCAGACUCGUGAGCACGCUCUGCUUGCUUUCACCCUCGGUGUCCGCCAGCUCAUCGUUGCCCUCAACAAGAUGGACACCUGCAAGUGGUCCGAGGACCGUUACAACGAAAUCGUUAAGGAGACCUCCAACUUCAUCAAGAAGGUCGGAUACAACCCCAAGGGUGUUCCUUUCGUCCCCAUCUCCGGUUUCAACGGUGACAACAUGCUCGAGCCCUCCCCCAACUGCCCCUGGUACAAGGGUUGGGAGAAGGAGACCAAGGCCGGCAAGGUCACCGGUAAGACCCUCCUUGAGGCCAUCGACGCCAUCGAGCCCCCCGUCCGUCCCUCCAACAAGCCCCUCCGUCUUCCCCUCCAGGAUGUCUACAAGAUCUCCGGUAUUGGAACUGUUCCCGUCGGUCGUGUCGAGACCGGUAUCAUUGCCCCUGGUAUGGUCGUGACCUUCGCUCCCGCCAACGUCACCACUGAAGUCAAGUCCGUUGAGAUGCACCACCAGCAGCUCAAGGAAGGUGUCCCCGGUGACAACGUUGGUUUCAACGUCAAGAACGUUUCCGUCAAGGAGGUUCGCCGUGGUAACGUUGCCGGUGACUCCAAGAACGACCCCCCUCUUGGCUGUGAGAGCUUCACCGCCCAGGUCAUCGUCCUCAACCACCCCGGUCAGGUCGGUGCUGGUUACGCUCCCGUCCUGGACUGCCACACUGCUCACAUUGCUUGCAAGUUCGCUGAGCUCCUUGAGAAGAUUGACCGCCGUACCGGAAAGUCUGUUGAAUCUUCCCCCAAGUUCAUCAAGUCCGGUGACGCUGCCAUCGUCAAGAUGAUUCCCUCCAAGCCCAUGUGUGUUGAGGCUUUCACUGACUACCCCCCUCUUGGUCGUUUCGCCGUCCGCGACAUGAGACAAACUGUUGCUGUCGGAGUCAUCAAGGCUGUUGAGAAGAAGGAGGGUGGUGCCGGUAAGGUCACCAAGGCCGCCCAGAAGGCCGGUAAGAAAUAA
This is a messenger RNA of Aspergillus luchuensis, 1383 nucleotides long. It is a transcript of the gene TEF1, whose product is annotated as elongation factor 1-alpha. Gene Ontology annotation, biological process: translational elongation; translation. The transcript is spliced from 4 exons. Gene Ontology annotation, molecular function: GTP binding; GTPase activity; translation elongation factor activity. The record is from RefSeq and is a predicted model, not a curated record. Lineage: Eukaryota; Fungi; Ascomycota; Eurotiomycetes; Eurotiales; Aspergillaceae. The coding region runs from base 1 to 1383 and encodes 460 amino acids.